Messenger RNA from Gloeophyllum trabeum ATCC 11539, 2345 nucleotides. RefSeq names its product SHMT-domain-containing protein. Gene Ontology annotation, cellular component: cytoplasm. Gene Ontology annotation, biological process: tetrahydrofolate interconversion; folic acid metabolic process; L-serine catabolic process. The record is from RefSeq and is a predicted model, not a curated record. Gene Ontology annotation, molecular function: zinc ion binding; serine binding; cobalt ion binding. The transcript is spliced from 10 exons. Bases 65 to 1561 code for a protein of 498 amino acids. NCBI's taxonomy places the organism in Eukaryota, Fungi, Basidiomycota, Agaricomycetes, Gloeophyllales, Gloeophyllaceae.
AUCCGGCCUUUGAUUCGGUUCAAGUACAACUGCUUUAAGGGAACCCUUGAUUUUUUUCUUGCGGAUGUAUCGUUUGCUCGCUCGACCUCUUUCCCGUACCACCACCUUCCCUGUCCGUUCCUUCCGUUUCCCCAGAGCAACCAUGGCCACCGCCAACACGCCUGACUUUAACAAGCCCUUGUACGCCCCCUUGAGAGAGCUCGACCCCGAGGUCCAAAACAUCAUUGACAAGGAGACAUGGCGGCAGUACUCCGGCCUCGAGCUGAUUGCGUCGGAGAACUUGACCAGCCGGGCUGUGAUGGAGGCCAAUGGUUCCAUUCUCACCAACAAGUACUCUGAAGGUCUGCCCUCCGCUCGGUACUAUGGUGGUAAUGAGUACAUCGACGAGCUCGAGGUCCUGUGCCGCAAGCGGGCCCUGGAGGCGUUCCAUUUGGACCCGGCCAAGUGGGGGGUCAAUGUGCAGCCGUACUCUGGCAGUACCGCAAACUUCGCUGCUUUGACUGCCCUCCUGCAACCGCAAGAUCGGUUGAUGGGCCUGGGUCUCCCUGACGGUGGUCACUUAACCCACGGUUACUACACCGCCAAGAAGAAGAUCACUGCUUCCUCGAUCUACUUCCAGUCCUUCCCCUACAGCCUGGACCCCUCGACACAGCUCAUCGAUUACGAGGGCCUCUCCAAGCAGGCGAAAGUCUUCAAGCCCAGACUCGUCAUCUGCGGUGCCUCCGCUUAUCCCCGUGACUGGGACUACGCAGCUCUGCGCAAAGUCUGUGACGAGCACGGCGCCUUCCUGAUGGCCGACAUCGCCCACACCAGCGGUCUGGUCGCUGCGCAGGAGCUCAACAACCCCUUCGAGUACUGCGACGUGGUCACUACUACUACGCACAAGACCCUCCGCGGUCCCCGCGCCGGUCUCGUUUUCUUCCGCAAGGACUCGGCUCAGGCGAGCGACCUGGAGAAGCGGGUGAACGAGGCUGUCUUCCCAGCUUGCCAGGGUGGUCCUCACAACAACACUAUCGCCGGUAUUGCUACCGCCUUGUACCAGGCAUGCCAGCCUACGUGGAAGGCUUACGCGAAGCAGGUCAUCAAGAAUGCCCGUGCUCUGGCUGAGGCCCUCUCAUCGCACGGCUACAAACUGCAAACGGAUGGUACCGAUAAUCACCUGAUUCUCUGGGACCUGCGACCCUUGAAGCUCACCGGCAGCAAGGUCGAGAAGAUCUGUGAUCUGAUGCACAUCACCAUCAACAAAAACGCCGUGUCGGGCGACGCCAACGCCCAAGCGCCCGGCGGCAUCCGCCUCGGCACGUCCGCGCUCACCUCGCGCGACAUGCUCGAGGCGGACAUGAAGGUCGUCGCGGACUUCCUGCACCGCGCCGUGCAGCUCUCGCUCGAGCUCCAGCAGGAGGCGGGCAGCAAGCUGCUCAAGGACUUCGAGCGCGUCGCCGCGAAGAGCGAGAAGGUCGCAGUCCUGCGCCGCGAGGUGCGCGACUGGGCGCGGAAGUGGCCCCUGCCCGGCGUGGAUGUCUCCCAGCUGCAGAAGCCUGCUGGCUGGCACGACGAUUAGAUAAGAGGGUGCGUGUGGUGGAAGGGAGUUGCGGGUAUGGUACUAGAGAGCGCAUGGUCAUUACUGUAUAUCAAAGAUUCAACGUCGCGAAUCUUGGCACGAGACGGGCUUCAACGUCGUCUAGCCGCUUAUUCACUGCUGUAUCUGUAGGAUUCAUCUAUUGUUGUGCAUACUAGAUAGGCGCUACAUUCAUGGGCGUUGCUACAAUACAAGGGUGCUAAUGUAUGAACAGGAUGUCAUAGUGUGGAUGAUGAUGAGUGAUGAUGUGAAGAAUGAACUAGUGAUGAUGUGGGGCAUAUACUAUGAGAACAGCGAGAGCAGUGAGAUGAACGGCGAGGGAAGCAUAGAAAUGCGGAAAGCAAUAAAGAUAGCAAUAGAUAAUAGACUGCACCGUUUUUCAGCAGACUGGGGACCCGACGACACAGAGAACAAAAGGAAAUGGUACAAUCAGAGCGGAUGCUUCAUACCCAGAGGCGGGCCAUUACUGAGCUCCAACCCGACCUUCUGGACGAGCGACAUCCCGAGCGGCUCUAGCGCCUCCCGCCAGGUCUGCCGCCUCCGGCGGCCCUCGAAGAUACACCACGAGCGCUCACCCGUCUCGCCCUCCGGCCCGAAGACGAAGACAUUGUCCUCGUUCCACGGCGCCUCGCCGUACGCGAACGCGAUCCAGCGCUCCUGCACCGCGUCGCGCACGCGCGCGUACGAGUACUCGUCCACAACCGACAUCCCCCAGUCGGGGUCGUCGUACGAGCCCGAGCCCGAGCUCGCCGACGCGGACAUCAUC